AAUUUACGUCACAAUGAAUGGUUUACGUUAUGCGAUUAUGACGUCAUAAAUAAUUGGCUUAUUUCCUUGGAUUCUUAACAUGAAAGAGCCAUAGAAUGGGGAUAUUUGGAAAUGGUGCGCUCAGUUUUGGUCACUGGUUUGGAUCCAGACGCCAAAGUAGCCAAAGCAACCAAAGCAGACAGAAUGAUCAGGCGCGCCGAUUUCGAUUCAAGUUUCUUAAACGUUUUCGGUCCUCUGGCGGAUCUAAUCAAACACUCCCAACAUUCCCAAUUUCAAAACAUUUUGUAGACGCACUCAAAGAAGAGGGCUUGCUAGUUCCAGGGUCAAAAGACCACCCGGCCCUCAAUAUUUGUGUAGGGAUUCAAGAUGAUGAACUACAACAUGAUAGGAGGCUGAGAUACAGGUCGUACGGAAAAUCGAGAUGGGAUGACGUUUUUGCCACCCCCGGCGUCCGCAAAGUUGCUCUAGAAAUGGAUGCCAAUGAACCAAUAAUUGACGAGCUGCCAGUCUCGCUUUGGCUAAACUGUGUUGAUCCCAUACUUCCAGCUCUCAUUUCUCUUAGUACAAUGCAGAGGCGCAGAACAAACCUUACUAAAUCCAGGCCCUCAGCAACUCCACUGCAAGACCCAAAUGAAGUAUCCACGGAUCAUGGUGAUUUGGACCGAGGACCGCCAUGGCUUAAUGUCAUUGGUCCUCAAAAUGUUCACAUCAUUUAUCUGGUAAAUCUGCCCGCAACUGCAGAAGUACGACCAACAGAUUUGCUUGGAAAUGAGUACUAUAUGGAAAAGAUGCGGAUGUUUGAAGUUGUCACGGCUCGGAGGGGUCGCAAGAAAGUGCGAUCAAAAUUCACUAAUAUUUCUCGAUCACGUGGUCGCAACCCAUUGACGAACAAGAGCCAAUCAGAUAACGAGGAAGAAGAGGGAGGGAGUUACCAUUCUGAGUCGGAGUCGGGAAACGAAGGAAAUUACGAUUUGAUCCAAGAUCUCUUUGAUAAUGGUGAAUGAUUUGGCCGAUUAAACAAUAGCGAAUAGACAUAAGAACAAACACUCAAAACAUAAUGUAUUACCUCUGUAUAAUAUUUGAUUAAUUUAGUUGCAUACUUGUAUAUGCAUUGUUUGUUUCAUCAGUUUAUGUGAAUUUCA
Molecule: messenger RNA, 1142 nt
Organism: Saccostrea cuccullata (small rock oyster)
Lineage: Eukaryota; Metazoa; Mollusca; Bivalvia; Ostreida; Ostreidae
Exons: 4
Coding region: 96-1004 (302 amino acids)
Source: RefSeq, a predicted model, not a curated record